GAGAAGUUGAAGAAAUCAUUGAGUGGCAAACGAUUCUUCUUGAUAUUGGAUGAUAUCUGGGUGAAGACAAGGAACGAUCCACAGCUGGAGGAACUAAUUUCUCCGCUCAAUGUUGGGAUGAAAGGAAGCAAAAUUUUGGUGACGGCUCGAACAGAAGUUGCAGCUAGAACUCUAUGCACUGAUGAACCUAUUAAAAUGCCUGAUUUAGAUGAGGUUGGAUACUUGUUGAUGUUCAUGCAUUACGCACUGGGUGGUACAAAUGUUGUUGAAGUGGAAUUUGUACCAGUCGCGUGGGUGAUUGCAAAAAAGCUACAUAGAUCACCUAUUGCGGCUGUAACAGUUGCAGGACAGCUUAGGGCACACCCAGAUAUCCUCUUUUGGAAAAACACUGCAAAUCUUGACUUGUUGAAUGACACAAUGGGUUCUCUUUUCUGGAGUUAUCAGCAGCUUAAUCCGGACAUCAAGCGAUGCUUAGAGUACUGCAAUAUUUUCCCCAGAAGAUCGAAGUUGACAAGGGACGAGUUAAUUCAUCUUUGGAUUGCACAAGGGUUUUUAAAGACCAGCUGUGCAACAGAGGACAUGGAAGAUGUAGCUGAGGGCUAUGUUCAAGAGUUAGUGUCGUGCUCAUUUCUACAGCUAGAAAAAAGCUGGUAUGAGACCGAUCAAUUCAGAAUUCAUGAUCUGAUGCAUGAUUUAUUGGACAAGAUCACUGGAAGGGACUACUUAAUAAUCGAGAAUGCAGAGAGUGAUACAGCAGAAGGUUGGAAAGGAGUUGUUCCGCGAGAUGUCCGCCAUCUUUCUGUUCAGAAUUAUGAUGGAGAAUUGAUUAUUAAGAACAUCCUUCGAUUGGAAUGUUUACGCACUCUCAUUAUUUAUGGUGUUGAAAGGAGUAGACCAUUUGAGGUACAAUUCUUUGAGAAUAUAUGCAAGAGGCUACCAAAAUUACGGGUAUUGGUCGUUCAAUUCAGCCUGGAAUAUGAUCCAGUCGAACAACCUAUUAAAUUCUCGAUCUCAGAGUCCAUUAGUCAUUUAAAGCACCUACGCUAUCUUGCUUUGAAGACAAAUGCUAGUUGCACGGUAUAUUUACCAUGGGCGCUAACUAAACUUCACCGUAUCCAGCUACUGCAUUUUUCUGUAGAAAUUUUUGAAUUUUCCUUUCCUGGACUUAUCAACCUGCGGCACGUGUUCUCUAGGUCAAAAGUGAAAUUUCGUAACAUAGGCAGCCUGAUCUCACUCCAAACGAUACCACACUUCACAGUAAGGAAUGAACAAGGGUAUGAGGUAAAGCAGCUAAGGGACCUAAACAAGCUAUGUGGCAGCCUGGAUAUCUAUGGCCUUAAAAAUGUGAAAAGCAAGGAGGAAGCACUUGAAGCAAAUCUAGCUUCCAAGGAACGGCUCACUAAACUGACAUUGUCAUGGGAUGGUGAUGAUGGUACAAGGUGCAGUCCAGAAGUGGAAGCAGAUGUACUUGAAGGCAUGUGCCCUCCCGUUGGGCUUGAAACACUAGUUAUCAGACACUACAAAGGUACGAGGUACCCAUACUGGAAUGGUACCCCAAAGGACCUACAAAACCUUCAUUUCAUUUACUGUGGCCAACUGGGAUGUUUCCCUGGACUUGAGGCUUUCUGUCAUCUUCGUUCGCUCCAUCUUUUGUACUGCGACUGGUACACCUUACCAGGCAAUAUGGAGCACCUCACAUCACUAAAGAAACUGGAAAUCAUAUCUUGCCAUUAUAUCCAGUCGCUUCCAACACUGCCAGAGUCGCUUGAGGAGUUUGAACUUCUAUACUGCAAUGAUGAGUUCAUGGAGUCUUGUCAAACAGUCGGACAUCCAAACUGGCAAAAGAUUGAGCAAAUCCCAGAGAAAAGAUUUAAUCCAAUAUUCUUAAAAGAAGAAGAAGAAGAAGAAGAAGAAGAAGAAGAAGGA
Triticum dicoccoides is the source of this 1926-nucleotide messenger RNA. Its product is annotated as putative disease resistance protein RGA4. The annotation marks the transcript as partial. The record is from RefSeq and is a predicted model, not a curated record. The transcript has 2 exons. Lineage: Eukaryota; Viridiplantae; Streptophyta; Magnoliopsida; Poales; Poaceae. Gene Ontology annotation, biological process: defense response to other organism. Gene Ontology annotation, molecular function: ADP binding.